Molecule: messenger RNA, 2484 nt
Organism: Camellia sinensis
Lineage: Eukaryota; Viridiplantae; Streptophyta; Magnoliopsida; Ericales; Theaceae
Source: RefSeq, a predicted model, not a curated record
AUGGAACCUAACAAUGUUGAGAAUAACGGGGGUGAUUGUGAUUGGAAGCCUAGAGUUCACAUGACAUUUGAUACAGAACAAGAAGCAUAUAAUUUCUAUAAUGCUUAUGGAGGAAGGAUGGGGUUUAGUAUUAGAAGGGGUUAUGUAAACAAGAACAAGGAGGGGCAAAUCACUUCAAGGCUAUUUGUUUUUAAUAAGGAGGGGUUUCGGGGUACAGACAAGCGAGAUCCAUUAACAAAAAAUCCUAGGCAAGAAGUGAGGACUGGUUGUCAAGCCCGACUUAUCAUUAAGUGGGAUAGGAAUAUUCAUAAAUUUUUUGUUGGUGAGUUUGUUGAACAACAUAAUCAUAUUUUUGUACCAACAGAAUGUACGCAUAUGUUACCAUCCCAAAGGAAGAUAUCUGCAUCACAGGCAACCGAAAUAGAUUUAGCUGAAAAAUUUGGAAUCUGGCUUAAUGCUGCAUUUGAGCUCAUGGGUAAUGAAGCUGGUGGAAGGGAGUCGCUUGGGUUCACAAAAGUGGACCAAAAAUAUUAUUUGAGAACGAAGAGGCAAAAGAGCUUAGCAUAUGGGGGGAUGAUCAUGGAUUAUGGGCAAUUUGGUGAUGUUGUCACUUUUGACACUAAUUACAAGUUAAAUAGUGCACAUAGACCAUUUGCGUCUUUCGUUGGAUUUAACCAUCAUAGGGAAACUGUUAUAUUUGGCGCAGCUUUGAUGUAUGAUGAGACUGCUGAUUCUUUUAUAUGGCUUUUUAGAAGAUUCUUGGAGGCAAUGUCAAGUAAGGCUCCGAAAACAAUUUUUACGGAUCAGGAUGCUGCAAUGGCUAAGGCCAUACCUAUUGUCAUGCCUAACACAAAACACCGCCUUUGCACUUGGCAUUUGAUGCAAAAUGCAUUAAGGCAUGCAAAUUCUAUCUUCAAGGAUAAGGAGGUGAGGGAUAAGGAGAUGAAGAGUGUUUUAUCCAAAUUUAUGUACGACAUUGAGGAUGAGGAUGAUUUUACGUUAAAAUGGGAGGAAAUGCUUGACAAGUAUGAAGUGCGAGAUAAUCAUUGGUUGAAGUUAACAUUUGAAGUCAAGGAAAAAUGGGGUUGGCCAUAUGUUAGAAAUGCAUGGGGUGCGGGUAUGAGUAGCACCCAACUUAGUGAAUCCUUUAAUGCAUUCUUGAAGGAUUUCAUUCAGUUUAAUCAUAACUUAAUGCAAUUUUUCAUGCAUUUUGAUCGAGUUCUUUGUGAGAAGAGGUACAAAGAGUUACAAGUCGAAUAUGCUCUAUGCCAUAAGUUGCCGAGGGUGAAUAUUAAAGUGGAGAUUAUGGAGCAAGCUGCAGAUGUUUACACAAAUAAAAUUUAUGAAGAAUUUCAAGAUGAGUAUGUCAAGUCCCUUGAAGUAAACAUUGAAGAAACUGAAAUUUGUGGUGAGAGUACCAUUUAUACGGUUCUUGAUAGUGAUGGUGUAAAGGUGAGGAAGGUGACAGUGGAGUGUGAUGGUUCACUCACUUGCAAUUGUAGGAAAUUUGAAAUAAAAGGCAUUUUGUGUAGUCAUUGUUUGAAGAUCGUUAGAGAAAUCCUCAAAUUCAAAGAGAUUCCUUCCCAAUAUAUUCUCAAGAGAUGGACUAAAAAAGCAAGAGCUGAAAAUGUGAAAGAUAGGUGUGGGCAUGAUAUUAAGGUUGAUGUAAGAUUGCAUCAAACUUCACGCUUUAGAUCAUUGAUGGCAAUUUUCAAAGCAGUAGCGUGUAGAGCUUCCGAAAGUGAGGAAACAUAUAACUUGAUGGUAGAGAAAGCGGAUGACUUAAUUGCAAACAUUGAAAGCAUGUUAAGUGCAAAAUUUAAUAUGCCUUUCUCAGAUACUAUUGAACAUGAAAGCCCUCCUGACACAUGCCUCGAAAGCUUUGAAGUGGAUGGUGUAGUGGAUACAAAUGUAGUUCAAGCAAAAGGACUCAAACGAAGAGAGUGCACUAGCAAGGGACGAAGGCGGACAAAAGGUGGUUUGGAGCUUGUGUUGGCAAAGAAAAAUAAAACAAGUUCACAUAAUGCUUCUCAAACUCCCAUGUUUGUUGCUCCUCAACCUAGUUCACACAAUGCUUCUCAAACUCUCAUGUCUGUUGCUCCUCAACCUCCUCCCUUAUUUUCGGCGAGUGCUCCUGAACCAUCUUCCUCAUUUUCACCGAGUAUUCCUCAAUCAGCUCCUUUAUUUUCAAUAAGUGCUCCUCAACUUCCUCCAUUCUCAACGUGUGUUCCUCAAGUUAAUGCUUCAUCUACUCAAUUUAUGUAUCCCGCCUAUGAUCCAAGUUUUCUUCGUCACAAUAUGCAUUUUUCAAUGCCAUCGAUGUAUUCGGUCCAUGGAAGCUAUCAAGCCUUGCUUAACAAUGCAAGCGGUUAUGACUCGCAAGCCUCGAAUAGUCCUGCAUAUAGUGAAGUACUAUAUGGGCAUGGGCGUGGUCGUGGGCGUGGCCAAGGCCAUGGGAAUGUGGAUCACACGUCAAUAUCGUAG